AUGAACAGACCAACCACGGCUCUUCCAGAAAAGGGCCAUAGGCGAAUUCAUAUUUCUCAAGAAUAUGAGAAGAAGAUAGAUGGCCUCGACGACCGUCUUACCAACAUCGAAAAUGCUCUUGCCAGUAUCGCCUCCAAGUUAGAGAACAACCAGACUCCUUCAGCUUCCAGAGAGUCGGUUAGCCAGAUAAGGACGCAGCAAAGCCGACUUUUUGACAGCAUUGUCGUUCCGGCUAUGGAGACACCGGCGCAUUUCGAAGGCAAGACUGGAAACAACACGCAGUCAGACUAUGUCAGAAAUCUGCUUGUCCAAGUAGUAGGCGAAACACCGUCAGUGGGUCAGAAUGCAGAGGUCAAAGCCGCGUUGACAGCAAUGGAGGAAGGCACCGAACUUGAUGUUCGCUAA
Messenger RNA from Alternaria arborescens, 405 nucleotides. RefSeq lists its product as hypothetical. The transcript is spliced from 4 exons. NCBI's taxonomy places the organism in Eukaryota, Fungi, Ascomycota, Dothideomycetes, Pleosporales, Pleosporaceae. The record is from RefSeq and is a predicted model, not a curated record. The coding region runs from base 1 to 405 and encodes 134 amino acids.